AUGACCAUACGUUUUAACGUUCUAGCCGGUUCUGAAAGUGGAAUUGUGAAAGGUAUUGAUACAACAAACAAUGGUAUCUAUGUAAUUCAUAAACCAGCUGAAACUUAUAUCGAUGCUGUUGCCCUUCUCGAAUGGUCAUUAGCAAAUAAUGAGAUUGAUUAUAUGCAGGCAUUUAUUGCAACGAAGAAAAACAAUAUUUUACGAUUAAAGUUUGCUGAUGAAUCAAUUCAACAGAUUGGUACAAUUAAUCGUUCAAGUCCACUUAGAGGUCUAGCUUAUCUAGAUGAAGAUAGAUUUGUUACAUGUUCUGAAAAUGGUGUUCUAUCCAUUGAUCGUAUCACAAAAGAAUCUCUUGUGUCUGAAAUUGAAGCAAAUGCUGGUCCAGAUAUAAGUCGAUUACGUAUUAAUCCAUUUAAUCGAACAUUUCUUGGUACGGGUGGUAAAGAAAAUGAUUUAAAAAUAUGGUCAAUAGCAGAAUUAAUGAAAAAUGAGAAAACAAAAAAUAAAUCAGUUAUCUUUCAAGCAAAAAAUGUACGACCAAAUACUGUUCGAUUACGAAUGCCAGUUUGGGUAACAGAUUUUCAAUUUAUUGAUGAACGAAAUCGAUGUCUUGUAGUAACUGGACAUCAUCAAAUUCGUCUUUAUGAUCCACAAUCAAAUGCACGUCGACCUGUUAAUGAAAUUGAAUUUGAACAAUAUCCAAUAAUGUCUAUUGCAUUACUCCAUUCGUCUAAUAAUGAACAUUUUAUUGUUGGUAAUACUCAAGGUGAAAUGGCUCAAUUUGAUAUUAAACGUUUAUCAUCAUCAGCUAUCGUACAUAAAUAUAAAGGUGUUAUUGGUAGUAUACGUUCGAUUGAUACACAUCCAACAUUACCAUUAAUAGCAUCAGCUUCUAUUGAUCAAUAUGUUCGUAUACAUAAUGCAGAUACAUAUCAACAAGUAUCAAAAUUUUAUUUAAAAUCUCGUCUUACAUCUGUACUUUUUUCACCACAUUCAAUAUCAAAUCGAGAAGAACAACAAGAAAAAAAUGUUGAAACAAUCAAUAAAGAAAUUGAAAAUGAUGAAGUAUGGUCACAAUUUAAAAGAAAAUUAACAAAAGAAUCAUCUGAUAAAUCUUCAUCAAAAAGAUUUUCUUUUGUUUUUAAUCAUUUUCAUAAUCUAUAUGCUUAUUCUUCUACAUUUUCACAUAUUACAUCUGAUGGAAAUAUUACUAUGGUUGAUAUAGGUCAUAAAGCUAGUAGUCCACGUCGAGCAAUUGCUGAAGCUAUUGUUAAAUUUCCUAAUUCUGAUACAUAUCAAUCCUAUUUUAAUGUAACAACUAAAAAAGGUGAUGCACGAUUAUGUUCUAAAAUAGCUGGAAUUCUUGCAGCUAAACGUACAUCAGAUUUAAUUCCACUUUGUCAUCAACUUCCACUUUCACAUAUUGAUAUUGAAUAUGAACAUCGUCAUGAAGAGAAUGAAGUUCUUGUUCGUUGUAUUUGUUCAACAAAUUAUCAAACUGGUGUUGAAAUGGAAGCUAUUGUUGGUGCUACUAUUGCUGCUGUUACUAUUUAUGAUAUGUGUAAAGCUUUAAGUAAAUCUAUUGAAAUUCGAAAUAUUCGUCUUAUUGAAAAAAUUGGCGGAAAAUCAUCUAUUCCAUUAAAAUAA
This is a messenger RNA of Rotaria sordida, 1647 nucleotides long. NCBI's taxonomy places the organism in Eukaryota, Metazoa, Rotifera, Eurotatoria, Philodinida, Philodinidae. The record is from the annotation of a GenBank genome assembly.